Molecule: messenger RNA, 6180 nt
Organism: Naegleria fowleri
Lineage: Eukaryota; Heterolobosea; Eutetramitea; Acrasida; Naegleriidae
Exons: 1
Coding region: 1-6180 (2059 amino acids)
Biological process (GO): tRNA methylation
Cellular component (GO): cytosol
Source: RefSeq, a predicted model, not a curated record
AUGUCCCAAACAUCAUCCUCAUCAUCACUCUCGACACAUCAUUCCUCACUACAGGCGAGCAACAACAAGGAACCUCUGAGCUCUUCUUCACUCUAUACGCAAGAGUACAUUGAAAACUUGCGGAAUGAAUUGAAACGAGUCAAUAAUUCUCUCGCAGUAAAUUUCUCAAUUCCGAAAUUUCAGACUUGUAAAUUCUUUGAAAAAUUAAUUCAAGGAUUUGAUGAACAACAAGCAUAUGAAAGUAUAUUGCUUGCAAAAUCGAAUGCUCCGAACAAAGACUAUAUGGUUAAUAUAUUCCGAGAAAUUACGAGAUGGAUAUUCAUGGUAUCUGAUCAACCUUCAUCAUUCAAACAAGCACAGACGCUCAACACAGAACAGCAAGGAAAAAAUUCCCUUCGCCUCGAUGCAUGCACUCUUCCAAACACUAUUUCUGAGGAUUUGUUAGAGGAGUACAGAAAAUUAAUUUUAUAUGAUGUCGAGAUAUUUGGACAAAUUAUAAGAUGGGUUAUUUCAUUGUUAUUCAUCAACGAGUCCAAGCAUGUUCAUAAAUACGUGCAAUGGGGUCUUCAACAGGCUCAAAAUCAUAUCAAACAAGGGUUAAACGUAGAGUUAAACAAGGAAAUUAUAAGAGUCACCCAAAUAGUUUUCAAACAAGAGAUGAUAAAGUUUUGCAGUGCAUUAUUUGAACUUCGUCCUAACCCAACAAGUAACAACUUUGUAAUAGAGGAAGAGACACUGUCAUACCAAUGUAGACAAUUAGAACACAUCAUUGAGCUUGAUGCCGUUCAUUUUGGUGAAAUUAUAGAACAAUUUUUGUUUAUUAUUUUGUACAAAAUGGCCAAGGUCAUUGACCACACAGCCUCUCAAACUGCCUUGACGGGAGAGUUACUUUUUGACAUCAUUUUUGGUGCUACAAAGCUGUCAUUGACCUAUAUUAACAGACAUGUUUCAGUAGUGGAGCAAACUUUAAGAUUUUUUCAAAAGAACGCCAUUGAGGUUACCAUUCCACUAUCCCAAGACAAACAAAUGGAACUUCUUACUUUAGAUAAUGAACAGAAUUUAGUAUCAAAAUAUGGAGUAAUUUUUGAAUCGCUUAUGAUUCUUUCUUGUGUCAGCUUUAAGUUCGUUUUUACCAACUCCUUUCCAAGAGACUGUAAGAGGGUUGGGGCGCUCUUAAUUCUAAGGCUAUUGGACUUAUCAUUUGAAAAUAAGGAUUAUCUCAAGCAGUUGUUAUUUGAGGUAUUUAUCCGGGAUUUUAUCAGAACUGACACAGGAGAGACCAAUUUUUCUUUUCUUUCCGAAAAGUUACAACAACACACCCUUACAAAGGAACAGAUUGAAAAUAUGUCUCGAAAAACCCUCCUAGGAAUUGAUUCUCAAAGCUUUAAGGACAUUUUGUUCAAAAGCAACCAUGUAACCAAAAUGGCUUGGUUCUCUGGUGUCAUUAGUGCCAUGACUGUACCAAAGCUUGAUGUUGAAGUGAUCCACAAUGGUCACACCUACAAUUUGCUUUUUGAUGGAUUUUUUUCGCUUCUAAACUACUACUGCAUAGAGUCUAAAGAUUCUGAUCUCAAGCUAUUCUCAAUUUUGAGCUAUGGGAAUAGCCUUGUUUUUGUACAACAAUAUGCCAAAAUGCAAAAAUCAGCGGAAAUGGAUGCUGAUACCAGGCUUUUAUUUGAGACAAGAAUGUGCAAUCUUCUUAAACAAGCAAUUCAAAUAGUGUUCAGAAAUAUUGAGAAUCCAAUUUAUGAUAUCUUUGCUAAAAUGAGACAGUUGUUUAUGGACGUUUUGGAUUUGAGAGAUGAUCUAACACUAGACGAAAUUAAGACACAAAUUGAUUUGAUUGCAAUGACUAAAAAACUUCUCGAAACCGAAUGGACUAGAAAAGGAAAAUACAUUUCUUUGAUUGCUCUUUUAUCACGAGUUGGAGCUGGGAAAAUGUAUCAAUUUUGUCCAGAAGUAUUCUCAAGAACUCUCUCAGUAUUGGGAUAUUUAAAUGGAAGCGUGAAUGGAAACGCCAGUUUAUUUUAUGAAAGAAUGGUUAGCGAGAUGUUCAAGGAUUGUAAGAAGGACCAAACUCUAAUUUCCAAAUGGGAAGAAAAUUGUUUGUCUCCUAUUAUCAAUUUUCUAGCCAGCUGCGAAAAGAAACAGCGUUCAGCAGUUUUCAUUCAUCUGUUACCAAAAUUAUUGAAAGCUAAUCCUCAUUGUCUUGGAUUCCUCGUGAACGGUUGUAAAAACAAAUUACAAACAUCGAGUACUGCUGCAGAGCAUUCUGCAUUGUUGCAUUCUAUCAUGUUCACACUUAAAACAGCUAAGAGUUUGACUUUAUAUGAACUAGAUUUUGAACGAGAUUUACCUUUCAUUGAGAAGGCAUUCAUCCACAACGAUCACGAUAUUCGAUUGGAUGCAUUCGAUUUGGUGGUCACAUCAACAAAAAAGACAGCCAUGCCUUCCAAACUUGAGUUAGGAUUGGUAAUCAAAUUUGUGAGGCUUAAUUUACGAGGAUGCAAGAGCUCUUUUAGAUAUGGUUUUGGAGACGUCAUUGAACGUUUUAUUAAGAGAGUCAAUGAGAUUUCGAUGAGAAUAUUCCUAUUGUACCAAAAAAAUCAAUCCUUGGAUCUACUCAUGGACACGUCACUUCCCACCUCUUUAUCAACAAAGAAACUCGAGGAAUUGAACAAGGACAGAGACUCUUAUGCGUUAUUGAUGAACUUCUUGUAUGAAUAUGCAUUAGAGGUGUUUAAUUCACUAUAUCCUGGUUGUCCUCAUGAACGAUUACUUGUUGCACUUGAUUGCUGCAAGAGCUUGUUGAAAACUUUUUCCAACAAUUAUACCAUUGACGUGUUUUAUCCUACCAAUGCAGAAAAACAAGUUCCAUGGAAAAGAAUGAACUUGUUUUCUUCUAAGGUUGUUCUAACAUUACUCAAUGCCUUAGGAAGCUGCUGGGAUAAAGUAAGAGUGGUGAUUUAUGAAUUAUUAUUAAUGUUUCCAGCGCCUUUGAGCGGAUUUGAAACACCUGAAAAAGUCAAAAUACUUAUCACGAAUGCAUCUGAGCUUAUCCAAAGUGCCAGACUUCGAGAAUCCGAUGCUGGGGCGCUUCUAUUCCGAUUGCUUUUCAAUAAGUACACUGCAGAAUUGAACUGGGAGCUCCAACUAGAUGAUCAACCUGUCAUUUACCAGAAUGACAAGAGAGAAAACAAUGUUUCCACUCAAUUAACCUUCUGUAGAAAGCUUACAAGAUUACUGAAGGAAAGAACAGAAUCAUGUUCACAAAACAUGUUCAACAUCACCAAAGGUUCAUCUCUGAUAGGAAUUUUACAAACAUUGAUUUACAUUAUUUCUGACUUGAAAUUUUCAAAAGAGAAACAAUAUGCUGCUGAGUGGAGAGAAUGGAUGGAAGAACUUGUUGGUACCUUAGAAAAAAUAUGUGCCAUGUCUGUAAAGAUUAUAGCAGGCAUCUCUACAGGAGAAGAUUCUGAAGAUGGUAUUGGAGUUGAUUGUCGUGGGCAUAUUUAUUUUGAUAACGAUGAGCAAGUUACUGAGGACAGUCAUUCACUAACUGUGAACUGUUGGCUUGCUGUGAAAGGAGCAGCAAUGCUUAUUGCUACUAUUGUUCAACAUGUGGAAUUGUAUCCGGAUCCACAAUGUAGGGAUGAAUUAUCACCAGAAUGUAUUCUCACGUUUUCUCAAAUUGAAAAAUUAGGAGACAUUUUGCUGAACGUGUUGUUGAUGACAAAACACAAUGGUGCGAUUGAAAAAUCUGCAGUUGGGUUUAACAUGUUGUGUAAAAGGUUAAUCACAUGUGGAGUUGAAAAGUUGGCCAAUAUUCCAACAAAAUGGAUAAGAUAUCUUCUCGAUGGAAUUGGUAAAGAAGAUUUAUUUAGCAUAUUGAGACGAUCUGCAGGAUUGCCUUGGACAUUUGCUGCAAUUAUGAAAGCAGAACCAACAGCUCUCCCUAAAAAACUUCUCCCAGAAACAAUGGAAUAUUUACUUCACGUCGCUCUCAAUAAGAAUAAUUAUAGCACCAACCAAAUAGUCAAUGCAUUGAAUGUUUUGAGAUUCUUGUUCCAUGACGCAAGUUUAGGUACCUAUGUGCAACAAUUUGUAGAAGAUGGAUUUAUUGUGUCACUCAAAGGUUUUAGUUCCACGGUUUGGACCAUCAAGAACUCUUCAUUGAUGAUGUAUACUGCUCUCCUUCAUAGAUCAUUUGGAGACAAUGAUUCCAACAAGACUGCUAUCGAGUUCUUUACAAGAUAUCCUCGAUUAAGGUCCUUCUUACUUGAACAAUUAGAUUUAGUAACAAAUGAAAAUCGCGAACAAAAGAGAGUGCUCCAUCCCAGCCUUUAUCCAAUGUUCCUGCUUUUGUCACGUUUAAGACCAUCUUUGGAAGAGAGCACUGAGAAUAACUCUGUUUCCGCUUUUGUUCCUUAUGUCAAGAAAUGUUUCACAAUGAUUCAUCAUAUGGCAAGAUCCAUUGGUGCAAGAGCUUUGGAGCCGUUGAUUCCAUCUCAUUUGGUGAAAGAGUGUGUUUUAGAAUUGAUUGCAUCGCUUCCAUCUCAAAUUUCUCAAAUUGAAAGCCAAAAUCAAUUACACGGCCUUCUAUGCCAAAUUAAUAGAUUUGUUACCACAAGCUUUAAAGAAUUAGAAAAUGUACAAGAAUUCUCAGUUCAGUGUCUUUCACAGUUAAGUACGAGUUGUGUAGGAACUUUGGAAAAUAGAUGUUUUGGAACGAGAGCUGUUUUCUUUGAAAUUGUCUAUCAUUUGAUACGCUUUACUUAUUCAAAUUUACCUCAACACGUCAUUGAUGCAUUGUGGAAUGCUUCUGUAUUUACACUCUUCACUGAAAAUGGUUCUACAAAUGGACAUCCUUGGAAACAAGAAAUGUUUGGAAAUGCGGCCACUUUGACUUGUAUGCUUUAUUUCUAUUGUCGAGAGGAUGUCGAUUCAAACCUAAUUUUGAAUUUAGUUAAACACCCAGUAAUGGAUGUAAGAAGGGCCACAGUGAAAUUCCUAUCUAAAAAAGAGCACUAUUCUCAUAUUAAGAAUAAUUCAACACUUGAACAAAUUCGUCCGUUCUUGUUAGAACAUGUAUUAUUUUCAGAAACAGAUGUUGAGUGUGCUCGUUUUGGAUUGGCUGCACUUGUCACACUUUACACACAACUUGAAACAAACAUUUACCAAGAUGUGUUAAAUAUGGAAAACGAAUUUCCAGGAAUCAUCAAUAGAGUACCUGAAAGACUUAUUUAUUUAUACAGAAAGGAUGCAAAUACUGUCAUUCAUCAACAUGUAGUGGAGUUACUUGGUCUAUUUAUUCCAUCUCUUCUCUCCACAGAUCCAAACAGCAAAUUUGUCAAAAUGUGGCUUAAAAUUAUUGAUCAUGCUUCAGAUCCAGUUCGACAGAGCCACGUACGAGCAGCAUGUAUUGAAAGUAUUGUAAAUUCUAGAAUUUUAUACUCUGUGAGGGACGAUUUGUGCAAAACGAGAUUUGUUGCUUGGACUUGUCUCAUCACUCUGCUUCAAGAUGAAGAUGAUGAAAUCCGAGAAAGAGCAUCACUAGUUCUAUCUCCCUUAAUUUCUUCCUUUGAUGGAAAAGAAACACCAGAUCGUGUUCAUUGUUCUGAACUUCAGAGAGAAUUUGUGAUUGAGAGAACCUUUGCCUUGAUUGCCGAAAAGUUUUCACAUCUUGAUGAAUGCAAAAACUUUUUGUUCUCUUGCAUUUCUCUUUCUGAAGAAUUUAAUGAAAAGACAAAAACUUAUGAAAUCAUUCUUCCAUUUAAGAACGCAUGUGAAGAAACGAUGCUCUUUGAAAAGGAAGAAGAUAAUGUAUUCACUGAAGAGUUGGCGAUUUCACAAUUGGCAUCUUUCCACUUGUCAAGAAUGUCUCUCUAUGAAACAACGAAACAAGAAAUGAUUAACAAGUUGGAAAAACAAGUAACAACCGUUUUAGAAAUUUUGUCAACCCAAAGAAAACAACAACUAGGAUUGUUUUGGCUUGGAAAUUAUACCUAUCAACCUACUAUAUUUAUUACAUUGGCUAAAUUGAUACUCUCCUUGAAUGCGCUUGGACAUUUGAGAUUUAACACCCAACAGCUUACGUCUUAUUUGAAGAAUCAAGAAAUUUUGGAGUUGCACUAUUUGCUGGAAUCACAAUUUAACUUUUUCCUUUUGUCUCAGCAGUAG